AUGUCACAAAAUCUCAUUUGUGGUGAUGUCACUGUGUUCACAGGUAAGGCAAACUGCCCUUACUAUGCCAAAGCUGAACAACUGGCUGACUAUCUCCAGGCUAACUUGCCAGACUUCAGAGUUCACAAGAUCGUUCAGCACCCUGACAAAUGGGAGCAGUGGCUUCAUGACAUUUGUGAAAUGAAUGGAUGGGAACACAAAAGGUCUCCUAUCAUUUGGAGAGAACUGUUGGACCGUGGAGGGAAGGGUCUGCUUGUGGGAGGAGUUAAUGAUUUUCUGGAAUAUGCCCAGCACUAUUACGGCAUCACCUCAAUGAUGUUGAGUGAGGAAAUGUUAGACAUUGCUGAGGAGAACCUGCAGGCGCAUAUUGAAAUUGAAAAAGAGGAGGAAGAGAUUAAAAGUCUUAUCAAGCCUUUGCAGAUCUGGAUCACCAGUGCUUCAGCUCCAAUGUGUUAUCAGCUGAUCCCUCUGUUGGCAAAUGGAGAAGUGUUUGGGAUGACCACAGAAAUCAGUAUCCAUUUGCUUGACACUGACCAGUUUAAGGAAGUUCUUUGCGGUAUUAUAAUGGAAGCUGAAGACAUGGCGUUCCCACUCCUCCGCAGUAUUUCCAAGCACACUGAAAUAGAUGAGGCUUUUAUUCAAGCCGAUAUUGUCAUUGUUCUUGAUGAUGUCCUCUUAAACCAUGAAGUCCAGUCCCUUGAGAACUACAUCAGAGAAGUGAGUGAGAUCUGUCAAGUGUAUGCUCCCUUGAUUGAGAAGAAUGCCAAGAGUGAGGUCAGAGUAAUUUCAUCAGGAAAAACCUUUGUAAACCUUAAGGCGUUGAUGAUUAUGACAUAUGGCCCAUCCAUUAAGCCUGAAAAUGUCAUCGCCAUUGCAACAUCCUGGGAAAGUGCAGCUAAAGCCAUGCUGGCCAGGAAGCUGAAUAUGAACGCAGCAGGAGUUAAAGAUGUGAUCGUUUGGGGCAAUAUUACUGGCUGUAACUACAUUGAUUUGUCACAUGCAAAACUUUAUGGAUAUGACUGUGCUAUUUGGGGCCCAGCUAAUUUUCCACAUCCUUUGUUGAAUAUGAUUUAUGAUAGCAAAUGGAUCCAUUCAGAAUUUCUAUCUGCACAACUGAAUUCCCGGGUCUGUAAUUGUGUAGGAAUGUUACCUGCUCAUGCGAUAGCCACUGUACUGAGAUACUGGUAUCAUGGCUCUCCUCCUGGGGAGAUUGUUUCUGUGGGAAUACUUACUAAAGGUCAAUUUUGCAUUCCUGAAGGAAUUGUCUUCUCUAUGCCAGUGAGGUUCCAGAAUGGUAACUGGGAAGUCAUGACAGAAUUAGAAAUUAAUGAAAUGACCCAAGAAGUUCUGGGACGCUUAGCCCAUGAGCUGAUUCAGGAAAAGCUUGUUGCACUAAAGGAAAUAAAAGAACUGCAUACAUAUGGAGCUGAUAAAAUCUCUAGUAAAAAAUAUUUGUGUCAAGGUGGGUUUUUCUUCCCCGAAAAGAUAAGAUCAAGUUUUAAGUAA
Cariama cristata (Red-legged seriema) is the source of this 1506-nucleotide messenger RNA. RefSeq names its product malate dehydrogenase 1B, NAD (soluble) (gene MDH1B). The coding region runs from base 1 to 1506 and encodes 501 amino acids. The record is from RefSeq and is a predicted model, not a curated record. Lineage: Eukaryota; Metazoa; Chordata; Aves; Cariamiformes; Cariamidae. Gene Ontology annotation, molecular function: L-malate dehydrogenase (NAD+) activity. Gene Ontology annotation, biological process: tricarboxylic acid cycle; malate metabolic process; oxaloacetate metabolic process. The transcript is spliced from 8 exons.